This is a messenger RNA of Polychytrium aggregatum, 3324 nucleotides long. RefSeq names its product Sac phosphatase domain-containing protein. The record is from RefSeq and is a predicted model, not a curated record. The transcript is spliced from 21 exons. Gene Ontology annotation, molecular function: phosphatidylinositol-4,5-bisphosphate 5-phosphatase activity. The coding region runs from base 85 to 3150 and encodes 1021 amino acids. Gene Ontology annotation, biological process: phosphatidylinositol dephosphorylation. NCBI's taxonomy places the organism in Eukaryota, Fungi, Chytridiomycota, Chytridiomycetes, Polychytriales.
CUCUGAUUCCUGGGCGCCGUGCCGCCUUCGUCGCCCUCCCCUCUUCCCAACAACGCUCGCUUCUGUCGGCCCCUCUCCUUCCCGAUGGACGGCGCAACAUCGAUCCUCCGAUUGUCGGAAUACCCCCGGUCGCUGGUGCUCUCGCCAGUGUCGUCCGGACGCUGCCCGGCUCUCGUUCUCGACAAGACCACGGAAGAUGCCGUCAACCCCAAGGUGUGCUCGGCAUUUGAGCGGAGCGACACUCUCGACCUGUCGCUCUUCAGCCGGUCGUCCGUGGCUCCGAAGCGAGUCUGGGGCUGCAUCGGCACAAUCGAGGUCUCGAGCGACUCGACCAAGGACCUGUUCCUCGGAGUCAUCACGGAUGCCGUCGUCGCUGGCCGUCUCGAAAACUCGACCGUCUUCCGCAUCACCGAGGUCUCGUUCUACUCGGCGCUGACGUCUCGAUACGACCGCAUGAACGAAAUCCUCGAUAACAACAACCCCGACGAGUCCAAGCCACAACACCCUUGCUCCACCUUGAUCAAGCUGCUUUCCGACGGCAGCUUUUACUUUUGCAGAAACUACGAUAUGACUCGCUCCUAUCAGCGACAGAACCGCGAUGCCGACAGCAGCAUCUUCACCUCGCCGGACCCCCACUAUGUCUGGAACAAGUCGAUGCUGCAGAACAUCCUCAAGAUGCGCGACGAGCUCCAUCUUUCCGAGCGUGCGGCUCUCGACAGCAGUGGCCUGAUCACCCUGGUGACCCGCGGGUACUUUGGUGAUAUUGACUACCGCUCGUAUGGCAGUGGGCAGUUGCGCAUGGCAAUCUGCAGCCGUCUGAGCUGCGAGAAUGCGGGGACCCGAUUCAAUGCUCGCGGUAUCAAUGACGACGGCCAUGCCUCCAACUUUGUCGAGACCGAAUUCAUCGUCUAUAUCGGAACAACCUGCUUUUCGUUCGUGCAGCUCAGAGGCAGUGUGCCCGUGUUCUGGGAGCAAACCGGUAUUCAGAUGACUCACAACCCCGUUUUGAGCCGAAGCACCGAGGCAACAGCCCCUGCAUUCCGGAAGCACUUUCAGGAGUUGACACGCACCUACGGCGAUGUCCACAUCUGCAAUCUCCUGAGCAACAAGGAGGGCUCUCCCGAGACAGGGCUCGGGGAGGAGUACCGAAAGCAAUACGUUCUCUGUCAGCGAGAAAACAGCAGUCUUAGUUACCUGGCCUUUGACUUUCACAGCGAGUCCAAGCGACCCACGGGCACCUUCCAGCAAAACGUCUAUGCCAUCGUACAGCGACUGCGAGACAAGCUUGAGCACGACCAAUACUAUCUGAUGAACGAAGGCGAGGUGAUCACCAUGCAAAGUGGAGCCAUGCGAGUCAACUGUUUGGACUGCCUUGACCGCACCAACUUUGUCCAGACGAUGCUGGCACGUGAGGUGCUUGAGGCGCACUUGCGGCAGCUGAACAUGGCUCCUAUGGUAUCGGAUCAAGACUUUCAGAGUCGGUUCAAUCAGAUCUGGGCCGAUAACGGCGACGAACUCAGUCGCAUCUACGCUGGCACUGGAGCCCUCAAGUCGUCCUUUACUCGAGCCGGCAAACAGACCGUGGGAGGCUUCUUCGACGACGCCAUGAAGUCUGCCCAGCGCUUUGUGAUCAACAACUUCAAGGACAAGAACCGCCAAGAGACCAUUGAUCUGCUCCUCGGCAAGUUUGCCGGUCGUGACACCAUUCUAGUCCGAAACCCAAUCCACGAGUCCGUGGUCGUCCAGCUUCAAGAUCGCCAGGCAGAGUACUCAUCUCUCUGGCCCAGCAGCGUGUUCCUGGCCACCUGGAACGUUGGUGGCCGACUGCCCAACAAGGAGCUUACUCUGGAGCCACUCAUUCACCAUCCUCGCGCCGAACUCCCCGAGAUCUACGCCAUCGGCAUCCAAGAGCUCAUCAACCUGGACAUUCAAACAAUGAUCACGAGUGACAUUGGCCCCAUCAAGACCCAGUGGGAGUCUGCUCUCCUGUCCACCAUCAACCAACGAUGCAAGCGACUCAGCAAGAGCUACCAGUACACUCUCCUCCGCGGCGUCAACUCGUAUGCCCUGGCGCUCUUUGUAUUUGUUCGAUCAGAUUGCAUCAAAAACAUCAAGAAUGUUGAAAUCUCGAUCAAGAAGACCGGUGUUGCGGGUUUGAUUGCCAACAAGGGCGGCAUUGGUCUAAGCUUAGACUUUAACGAUACGAGCAUCGUGUUUGUGACCUCUCAUUUUGCGGCCGGAGCAAGUUCGGUUGCGGAGCGCAAUGCCGAUUUUGCUGCGAUCCAAGGAAGCUUGAACUUCAAGGGCAAAUCGCUCUACGACCACGACAUGAUCUUUUGGUUUGGCGACUUCAACUACCGCCUCUCCAAGGAAGUCGACAAUGACUUUGUCCGCAGAAUGGUUCGCGAAGAACGAUAUGCCGAGCUGCUCGGUUACGAUCAGCUCAGCGAGGAAAGGCGAUAUGGCAACGCCUUUGAUGGCUUCACCGAAUCGGCAAUCACGUUUGCCCCAACUUACAAGUUCGACUAUGGAACUACCGACUAUGACACCAGCGAAAAGCAGCGCGUCCCCUCUUGGACCGACAGAGUUCUCUACUAUGGAAAGGGAAUCAACCAGCUGGACUACACUUGUAUCCCGCUGCUGAUGUCGGACCACCGGCCUGUUGUGUCCGUCUUUGAUAUCCAAACGGCUGUUGUCGACGUGGCCAAACGCGAGACUCUUGAGAGGGAGCUCUAUCGCGAGGCUCGACGCUCUGGGGUCCCACUGGCCAUCAGACCCUCUGCCAAGCCGCGAGCUGCACCUCGCCCGCCAAGCACGGCCCUGCUGAUCGAUUUGUCUGGAGGAUCGCCUCCAAAGCGAGCAGAGAAGCUUCCAACCGACAACCUCCCCCCUCCCUCGACUGACUCGGACCGAUGGUGGGAUAAGGAGAUUGACGAAGCGUGGAUCCCGCACGAGGGCGACGAGAACAAUCCGUUCUACAAGCUGCCUCGGUCCGGCAUCACGCCAAAGAGCCCCGAGCCCCUUCGACAAAAGUCGCCCAACGUCCCGGCCUCCAGGACAAACGGCAGCCAGCCGGUGUCCCAGUCGAGCGAGAACCCGUUCCUCGACAAGCUGGACCCCGAGCUUGUGGCCGUAUUCAAGGCUUCGUGAGGGAAAGGGUAGCAGCAAUGACUUCGACCAGAGAGGAAGGGCACCGCUGGUGACCUGUGGCUCGGGCUGAGAGUAUCAGUCUCUGCAACGAGCCCUGCUCAUGCCUGGUUGACAGAGCCGACGACUCUGCUCGCCGCCAGGGCCGCUGAAUACAAACGACGGUCUCAGCACGAG